Molecule: messenger RNA, 489 nt
Organism: Uranotaenia lowii
Lineage: Eukaryota; Metazoa; Arthropoda; Insecta; Diptera; Culicidae
Product: cuticle protein 8-like
Exons: 2
Coding region: 1-489 (162 amino acids)
Cellular component (GO): extracellular matrix
Source: RefSeq, a predicted model, not a curated record
AUGUUCAGAUUGAUAGUCCUUAUCAGUGCAUUUAUGGUGCUAACGGCAAAUGCCCAGAAUCAUGGCAGCCAUCACGGUCCAUUGAAGUAUAUGUUCUCUUACACGGUUCAUGACGAUCACACCGGGGACAGCAAGAGUCACACCGAAACUCGUCACGGCCACAAAGUAGUAGGUCAGUAUAGCCUCGUGGAACCGGAUGGACAUCGGCGGGUUGUUGAUUACACUUCCGAUAAACAUACCGGAUUUGUGGCUCACAUUCGACGAGAACCUGUCGAUCAUAAACAGCAACCCUACCAGCAGCGCCCGAUGAUGUUGGGUCUGGCUCCUAUGAGGGUGUAUGCCGUUCCACCGGCAAGACCUGCACGCCACUAUCAGCCACUGUACCAAGAAGCCGCCCCGGAAGUUGAACAGCAGGAACCGAUCUUCAAUUUUGAGCAAUAUGCUCAGGAGGAUAUUCGGCCUAUCAUUGAAGGGGGCCAGAGGCGAUGA